Laccaria bicolor S238N-H82 is the source of this 951-nucleotide messenger RNA. RefSeq lists its product as uncharacterized. Bases 1 to 951 code for a protein of 316 amino acids. Lineage: Eukaryota; Fungi; Basidiomycota; Agaricomycetes; Agaricales; Hydnangiaceae. The record is from RefSeq and is a predicted model, not a curated record. The transcript is spliced from 5 exons.
AUGACAUUGUAUGAUCUCAAAGUAGGAGACAAAGUCCGCAUUCUUUUGGGAGACCACGAAGGUGUUAUGGGUUGGGUAGUGAAUCAAGACGAGGACUAUGUGUGCGUCUUCAAUGACAGGACUGGUACAGAGAUAGAGGUAUCUCCAGGAAUUGUCCAGUUCUUCACCUCCCCCUUUGUCUUUGGAACAGAGUCCUCAGAAUUGAAAGCUCCCUUCUCAGAUGUGCAAAAGCAUGUCAUGAAGGGGGACUCUAACAGUCAUCUUGUAGGAAAACAAGUAAUGGUCACCAAGGGGGAUUUUAGAGGUUACCGAGGCAGAAUCAAAAGCACGCCAGCACCUCCGCCCAGUACUCUGGCAGGCUUCUUGUUCCCUGGUUACCCCUUGCCAGAUCCGCAACCAUCAGUCCCUUAUCCUGCUGCUUUCCUUGUGCAGACUCCGGCCAUUGCAGGGCCAUCUACUCUGCUUCCUAACUCAGAAGAUAUCCCUACAACCCCAGCUUGGAACCCAAGCUCACGAACCCCCCACCGUGGCAAUGAUGAUACUGAGGCUGUUAUGGCAGCCACUUCUCCAUAUUGGCUCAGAGAUGACUGCUUCACCAACAUGAGGCUGAGCCUUCGUCUCAUCAACACCAACCCUAAUUUCCAUAGGGGCGAGCACAAAUAUAAGUGCGGGGAGUUCAAGGGAGUAGUCGGAGAUGCAGUGAGGGUCCAGCUCAGUUUCAAAAUUUUGGAAGUGCCAUUUCCAUAUUUAAUACCUGAAAGGCCGGAGUGCAAAUCCCAGGUUGUUACCGCAUUUACUGGCCCACAUAAGGGGUCGCAGUUUAGGAUCAAGGAGUUUGGCACAGAUUUUUGCAGCUGCUCAAUUUUGAAAUCAACAAUGCUUUUGAGGAAGGUUGAUGUCAAAAUCACCACCAAUCAACUGGUAGUCACCGCCCGAGACAGUCAGCAAUAA